Messenger RNA from Lineus longissimus, 2963 nucleotides. Its product is annotated as N-acyl-phosphatidylethanolamine-hydrolyzing phospholipase D-like. Gene Ontology annotation, cellular component: cytoplasm; membrane-bounded organelle. Gene Ontology annotation, molecular function: N-acylphosphatidylethanolamine-specific phospholipase D activity; zinc ion binding. The coding region runs from base 112 to 1263 and encodes 383 amino acids. The record is from RefSeq and is a predicted model, not a curated record. Lineage: Eukaryota; Metazoa; Nemertea; Pilidiophora; Heteronemertea; Lineidae. Gene Ontology annotation, biological process: N-acylethanolamine metabolic process; N-acylphosphatidylethanolamine metabolic process. The transcript is spliced from 6 exons.
UUUGUUUGUUUAUUGUAGAAUCCAAGAAUUCUGUCAUUCUUGUAAGGACUGUUGUCAAGAAUGGACAGAAAAAUUUAAAUGAACAUCUGUUUGCGGUAAUUUUGGUGGGGAAUGAGAUUUGGAAUACUGUCUGUUAUUUUCAGAUAUGUUCCUGGUUUGAUGACCAUGGCUUCGAAUGUAAGGGAAGAAAACAACAAAAAACGUAGAAACAAGCAACCAACGAUAUCGACUGGCAGUGACAAAUCUGACCCAGAGGUGACACAUUCGUUAUGGCGCCGAGGACGCUAUGCCAACCCAUGGCCGACAUGGAAGGAUGUGACGCUUGGGAAUGCGAUCAUGUGGAAGAUGACAUCCAAGGAUAACAGCAAGAUUCCAUCAAAACAGGAACUUGAUCGAACUCUACCCAUAGUCACACCAGAAUUCGAGCGAUAUCCACCCCCAAACGGCAUCAAGGUAACAUGGCUCGGUCAUGCAACCGUUCUCGUCCAGUUCGAUGGACUCAACAUACUCACAGAUCCCAUCUUCAGUCAACGAUGCUCGCCUGUUCAAUUCAUGGGUCCGAAACGUUACCGGGAUAUCCCCUGUACCGUUCAUGACUUACCUAACAUUGACGCUGUACUCAUCAGUCAUAAUCAUUAUGAUCAUUUGGAUUACCAAACUGUUCAGCUUUUGAAUGCUCGUUUCGGUUCAUCAACACGGUGGUUUGUACCGAUGGGCCUGGCUUCAUGGAUGUAUACUGUUGGUUGUGACAAUGUGAUUGAGUUAGACUGGUGGGAUGAGAACUGUAUUCCUGAUCAUUCAGAGGUCAAGUUUGUCUUCACGCCUGCUCAGCAUUGGUGCCGGAGGAGUGCUAUCGAUGAAAACCAGGUUUUAUGGGGUAGCUGGACUGUGAUUGGACCAAAAAACAGAUUCUUUUUUGGGGGUGACACAGGUUAUUGUAGUGCCUUUGAUCAAAUUGGGAAGAAAUAUGGACCGUUUGAUUUAGCAGCUAUUCCGAUCGGAGCUUAUGAGCCAAGGUGGUUCAUGAAAUAUCAGCACGUUGACCCUGAGGAAGCAGUCCAAAUCCACAAAGACCUCAAGGCCAAGAAAUCACUUGGCAUUCACUGGGGCACGUUCCCUCUGACAAAUGAGUUCUACUUGGAGCCUGCUCACAAGCUAAAAGCAGCUUUGGAAGAGAAACAAAUAUCCCUGAAUGACUUCUUUGUGCUGAAACACGGCGAGACGCAGCACGUCCACGGAGACAGCAUUGAAGACGUUGACUAGUCAUCAUAGUACAUUUAUCUGAAGAAGAAUAUCUAUGAACAAUCAUCAGAUCUACAGCUAGGUCAUAUUCCUUCAUGGUACAUUUAUCUGAAGAAGAAUAUCUAUGAACAAUCAUCAGAUCUACAGCUAGGUCAUAUUCCUUCGAAACUGCUUGAUUUGUGCACAAAUAUGAUGUGAAGAGAGCAUCUCAGAAGCACCAUGUAAGUUUAUUAGCUUGGAUAAUAAUCAACUGAGGCAUGAUUAAGGGUUGGUGAUGUGUGUAGCUUGCAUGCCCUGCGGGGUGUGUACAUGGACCUUGUUUUCAAGGUACACUUUUUUAGUUUAGUUCAUGUACUGUUGAUAAAAAUCAAGUCAUUUUUUGAAAAGUCUAUGUAUAUCAAAUGUAAAGAUAGAAAUAAGUGUUUAUGAUCAGGACAACUCUUGAGGUUCUAUCAGACGUUCCCAUAAGCUGUUGUAAUGUUUACUUAUAUCUUUCGGGUAAUUGAUGGGAGUGGUUGUAUCAAUUAUCAUUCUGAAAUAUCUGGUUACUAAACGCAGUUCGUAGUCCAGGAAUGGUGUCUUGGACGAUAUUUAUGAACAAAACACUUGUUCUGAUAUUUCACUGUGAUAUUUCUUGGUGGAAUGUAUUUUUGUAUUGGUAUCUUUGUUGUUUUGACAAAACUUUCAAUCAUGUCUUUGGAGUCUUAGGAGGUUUGAUGUUUGUUUUGGGAAAAUACUUCUUUGAGGUCUUUGAAUCUGCACUAAAAUGAAAUGAUUUUGCAUCCAGUUACGCAAUCACAGGAAUGACCACUGAAGCCGAGUCUGGUGGUGACGACUAACCAUCUUUAACGUCAACCUGGCAAUCUAAAGAUGAGUGGGGAUUCAGAGUCCUUGUAAUUGUAUUGAACUGGACACGUGUUAUAUAUAAUAAGUGUAAUAGUAUUCUGGAUAUAUUUAUACAUGUUUUGAUUACAUAUAAGUUGCCUCUUUAUUUUCAUACUUGAACUGCACGAAGUAUUAUUCAAACCAUUCACCCCAUUUUCUAAUAGACACAUGAGAAUAGUGGAUUAGGUUAAGGCGAAGGUCCAAUUUUAGACCAAGAUGCCUUCUUUGAUGAUGAUCAUGAUUACGUUCUGUUGUUUUUGUUAAUUUCUAUUUCCAUCAUGAUUUGAAAUUCAAGUUAUUUCUAGAGUAUAUUAGGUGCUAAGCUGUAGCUUUCGAUCACAUUUGACCCCUAUUGGUCAUUUUGGGGCAGAUGACUCUACUGUCAUAGUGGGUGAGUUACAAAAAGUAGUCCAGGGGUUUCCUGUGGGGUCACUUACUGUGGUCAAGAUCACAUUCAGAUGGACAUUUAGAAGGCUUGCACUUUCUUUCAUGCAGGUAUUAAAGUAUUAUGAAUAGGCUAAAAAAAGAAUACAAAGUCUUAAACCAACUUGCUGCUGGGAGAGCACAUUUCAGUUAACACUUACUAUUAACUCUGAACCCUCAGAAAUAAAGGUUUUGAUCUCCAUAAAAGUUUUUCGGCCAACACAAAUGCCCCUCCCCCGUAAAGGUUAUUUGGUCAAAUGAAAAACAGCCAACGGUUUUGAGAUUGUGAAGAUCCUAUUAUACAAGUUACCCUCAGAAGACACUUUCAUGUCAUUUUGUGAUAUCAGUGAUGUUUGUGCACUUAACCAAAUGCCUAGAUGUAAUGUAUGAUCGUGAAAUAAAUGUCUUCAUUU